UAGUCCCGUCGUUGUUCGCACUUCUAUGAUAAAAGAAAUGAUUGAGUGUUACAGGCGACACUGAAUAUUCCGAGGAGGUAUUUUUGCCCAAAAGCAGACAGAAGAAGAAAGGCGUGAUUACAUCAACUAAUGGGCCACGUGGAGACACAACUGUGGAUAUUUGUACAAGAAAAUAAAACCGAGCCAAGGAACCUCCGAGUACAGGUUAUUUCUCAGUGUUGUCUGGUGAAGUUGAAGCACUGUGAACUAUGAGAUGCUUCCAGAAGAUAAAGUGCACGCUGAAAUGUUUGCUCUGGGUUCCGGCUGCACUCUGUGCUCUCUACUUCACACGUCCAUCCGUGCAUAUUUUGAUAGGUUUCAUACCCAUGGAAAAAUGCUCACUGGAAAAUGGAAAGCUGUCAACCCUGGACAACAGCGUUGAUGUCAGCCUCGACUUUUGCUCUCGAACUGACGUUCAAACAUGCACAACUUGGAAAGCUCCUAUUAUCUGGGAGGGGAUGUUUAACCCUAAAAUUUACGACCAGAACCACAAGAAGGAAGGAUCCUCUGUUGCUCUAACAGUGUUUGCUGUGGGAAGGUACUUGGACGAAUACCUCGAGACCUUUCUGAACUCCUCAGAACAUCACUUUAUGGUGGGUUUGCCUGUGUCCUACUACGUAUUUACCGACAUGCCAGAGAAGGUCCCGCACAUCCAUCUCGGUCCUCAGCGAACCUUGAAAAUGAUCAAAGUGCAACGGCACUCAAGAUGGCAGGACAUUUCGAUGAUGCGAAUGAAGACGAUAUCAGAUGUCAUAGAGUCUGAUAUUCGCCACCACUCCACGCAUGUCUUCUGCUUUGAUGUAGAUCAGGUGUUCACUGGCAGAUUUGGCUCAGAGGCUCUGGGAGACUCUGUGGCUCUACUCCACGCCUACUACUACCACCUUCCAAAGAGUUUCUAUACUUAUGACCGAAACCCAAAAUCCAAGGCUUACAUGGAAACCGGGGAUUUCUACUAUCAUGCUGCUGUCUUUGGAGGCUCAUGGAAAAGCGUAAAAUCUCUGGCUGAGGCCUGCUACCAAAACAUCAUGGAGGAUAAACAAAAUAACGUGGAGGCUUUGUGGCACGAUGAAAGUCACCUAAACAAAUACCUGUGGCUGCACAAACCUAGCAGGGUGCUUUCUCCAGAGUACUGCUGGGAUACCCAAAUCGGCUACAGGAGUGACAUUCAAGUCACUCGACUGCUAUGGGCACUAAAACAAUAUGAUAAACUGCGCACACCUUAGUAUUUCUUGGAAUUACACACAAAACCAUGCAAAUGAAAACACAUUUUUCUCCGUACUCACAAAAUAUGCAAAAGUUGGCAACCAUUUCAAAUAAUGGUAUGAAAACAAUACGGCAAAGGAAAAUUUUCCUAGUUACUCAUGCUUCCUCGUUGAGUUCAUUUACACUCA
Molecule: messenger RNA, 1430 nt
Organism: Neolamprologus brichardi
Lineage: Eukaryota; Metazoa; Chordata; Actinopteri; Cichliformes; Cichlidae
Product: N-acetyllactosaminide alpha-1,3-galactosyltransferase-like
Biological process (GO): carbohydrate metabolic process
Cellular component (GO): vesicle; membrane; Golgi apparatus
Molecular function (GO): hexosyltransferase activity
Source: RefSeq, a predicted model, not a curated record